Messenger RNA from Papilio polytes (common Mormon), 2366 nucleotides. RefSeq names its product glucose dehydrogenase [FAD, quinone]-like. The record is from RefSeq and is a predicted model, not a curated record. NCBI's taxonomy places the organism in Eukaryota, Metazoa, Arthropoda, Insecta, Lepidoptera, Papilionidae. Gene Ontology annotation, molecular function: oxidoreductase activity, acting on CH-OH group of donors; flavin adenine dinucleotide binding. The transcript is spliced from 4 exons. Bases 106 to 2055 code for a protein of 649 amino acids.
GUUGGAAAGCGUUGGAACCGCGCGUAUACGGAGUUUGUUUCUUGUGUUGUGACUCAUUGUGGACUUGUUUUUGUGUUAUACUUGUGAAGAAAUGUUUCAUUAACCAUGGGUGUACUAACGGCGGCCGCAGCUGCGGCUAAGUCCGCCCUCACCAUCGCCGGGAUCAGCAAACUGACAUUCAUCCCAGCAAUGCUCGCUGCAAUGGCCUACUUCAACUAUGACCUACUAGAUCCUGAGAACAGACCUUUCAACCAGCAAUACUUGAGAGAAGAAUACGACUUUGUUAUAGUCGGUGGAGGAUCUGCUGGUGCGGUUCUGGCGAAUAGACUGUCGGAGGUGGAAAGUUGGAAUGUACUGCUAUUGGAAGCUGGUGGACAUGAGACGGAUAUCAGUGAUGUUCCUCUACUCUCGUUGUAUCUUCAUAAAAGUAAACUCGAUUGGAAAUACCGAACUCAACCACAAGACUCCGCGUGCCAGGCGAUGAAAGACAAACGUUGCAGCUGGACCAAGGGCAAAGUUCUCGGCGGCUCCUCAGUCCUCAACACAAUGCUCUACAUCCGCGGUAACAAGAGAGACUUCGACCAGUGGGAGGCUUUCGGGAACCCUGGCUGGGGAUACGAAGACGUGCUACCUUACUUCAAGAAAUCAGAAGACCAAAGGAAUCCGUACUUAGCGAAGGAUAAGAGACAUCAUAGUGAAGGUGGUUACUUAACAGUACAAGAUGCACCCUACAACACACCCAUUGGAGCAGCCUUCCUACAAGCAGGUGAAGAAAUGGGCUACGACAUUGUCGACGUGAACGGCGCUCAGCAGACAGGCUACGCAUGGUAUCAGUUCACCAUGAGACGAGGCACCAGAUGCUCCACUGCCAAGGCGUUCCUCCGACCAGUUCGUCUACGACAAAAUCUUCACGUAUCGUUAUUCUCUCAUGUUACAAAAGUCUUAAUAGACAAAGACCAAAAACGAGCAUACGGAGUUCAAUUUAUUAAAGACCAACAGAAGCAAAUAGUAUACGCUAAACGGGAAGUUAUUCUAGCAGCUGGAGCGAUAGCUUCCCCACAGUUACUCAUGCUCUCGGGUAUCGGACCUGCUCAACAUUUACAAGAAGUAGGUAUAGACGUGAUACAAGAUUCUCCCGGUGUUGGGAGAAACUUGCAAGAUCACAUCGCUGUCGGUGGAUUGGUCUUUGAAAUCGAUUAUCCAAUCAGCUUAAUUAUGAGUCGACUUGUGAACAUCAAUUCUGCUUUACGUUACGCUAUAUCAGAAGAUGGUCCUCUAACUUCGAAUAUUGGUUUAGAAGUAGUUGCAUUUAUAAAUACAAAGUACGCAAACUCUUCUGAUGAUUGGCCUGAUAUGGAAUUCAUGAUGACUUCUGCAUCUAUACCAUCAGAUGGCGGUACACAAGUGAAACGAGCCCACAGUAUUACAGACGAAUUUUACGAUGAAGUAUUCGGUCAUUUGACAAACAAAGAUGUAUUUGGAAUCUUCCCGAUGAUGUUAAGACCGAAGAGUACAGGAUUUAUAAAGUUACGAUCGAAAAAUCCUUUAGAAUAUCCCCUUAUGUAUCACAAUUAUUUAACUCAUCCUGAUGAUGUGGGAGUUUUAAGGGAAGGUGUGAAGGCAGCGGUCGCUGUUGGCGAAACUAAGGCUAUGAAACGACUUGGGGCUAGGUUCAACGACAAGCCUGUUCCAAAUUGCAAACAUUUACCAUUGUAUACCGAUGAGUAUUGGGAUUGCAUGAUAAGACAAUACACUAUGACUAUUUAUCACUUAUCGUGUACAGCUAAAAUGGGUCCAUCGACUGAUCCUAUGGCAGUUGUUGAUCCGACAUUACAAGUGUAUGGUGUGAAAGGUUUAAGGGUGAUCGAUGCUAGUAUUAUGCCGGCUAUUACGAAUGGAAAUAUAAACGCCCCUGUUAUUAUGAUUGCAGAAAAGGGCAGCGAUUUGAUUAAGGAAACUUGGUUACCGAAAAGACGGAAAAGAAAUGCGAAAUCUUCUAAGUUUUCAAACGUAAAGAAAAUAAAAAAUAACACUUUGUGUAGUACAAAAAGAUGAUAGUGUAAUUAAACAGUAAACGUGUAUAUUAGAUAAAACGCCAUAGUUUUGUGCAAAAUGCUAAAAACCAAAAGUAAGUUUUUACUGACAAAUCAGUUAGAUUAUAUUUUUUAAUAGUUUCAAUGGUUUUUCCGUAUUCUAGUCUCUUCGACAAUAUUUGUGUAUAUAUUUUGAGUUAAGUUUUUUUCCUAUUAAGAACUGCAAAGGAACCAAGUUAGAAAACUUUAGAUGCUAUGAAAUUCAAUGCACCUUAGAUAAUUGUGAAAAAAUAAACAUUUUUGUAGGACAAAAUUUAUUCACGUGUAAAUUAU